Messenger RNA from Fraxinus pennsylvanica, 3222 nucleotides. Lineage: Eukaryota; Viridiplantae; Streptophyta; Magnoliopsida; Lamiales; Oleaceae. The record is from the annotation of a GenBank genome assembly.
AUGAGUGUAUGGAACUAUGUGGUGACUGCUCACAAGCCAACUAACGUAACGCAUUCGUGCGUCGGUAAUUUCACCGGUCCUCAAGAGCUCAAUCUCAUCACUGCGAAAUGCACCAGAAUAGAAAUCCAUUUACUCAUGCCUCAAGGAUUACAGCCUAUGUUGGAUUUGCCAAUAUAUGGGAGAAUUGCCACACUUGAGCUUUUCCGCCCACACGGGGAAACACAAGAUCUUCUUUUCAUUGCUACUGAGAGAUAUAAAUUCUGUGUUCUGCAAUGGGAUGCUGAGGCUGCUGAGGUUAUUACAAGAGCUAUGGGGGAUGUUUCGGACAGAAUCGGCCGUCCUACAGACAAUGGACAGAUUGGCAUAAUUGAUCCAGAUUGUAGAUUGAUUGGACUUCAUUUAUAUGAUGGAUUAUUUAAGGUUGUUCCUUUUGACAACAAAGGCCAGCUCAAGGAAGCAUUCAACAUUAGGCUUGAGGAGCUCCAAGUUUUGGAUAUCAAGUUUCUAUAUGGCUGCCCAAAGCCGACAAUUGUUGUACUUUACCAGGAUAACAAGGAUGCUCGUCAUGUAAAAACAUAUGAGGUCUCGUUGAAGGAUAAAGAUUUUGUUGAGGGUCCAUGGUCUCAGAACAACCUUGAUAAUGGAGCAGAUUUAUUAAUUCCAGUACCUCCUCCACUUUGUGGUGUCCUAAUUAUUGGAGAAGAAACUAUUGUGUAUUGUAGUGCCUCGGCUUUUAAAGCAAUUCCAAUUAGACCUUCUAUAACAAGAGCUUAUGGGAGGGUCGAUGCUGAUGGUUCUCGCUACUUAUUAGGGGAUCAUAAUGGAUUUCUUCAUCUACUUGUUAUAACACACGAGAAGGAGAAAGUAACUGGACUCAAAAUUGAGCUCUUGGGAGAAACAUCUAUUGCAUCUACAAUUUCUUAUCUCGAUAAUGCUGUUGUGUUUGUCGGCUCAAGUUCUGGAGAUUCACAGCUCAUAAAGCUUAAUCUUCAACCUGACGCAAAAGGUUCUUAUGUUGAAGUUCUAGAAAGGUUCGUCAAUUUGGGGCCAAUUGUUGACUUUUGUGUGGUUGACUUGGAGAGGCAAGGUCAAGGUCAGGUUGUAACUUGCUCUGGAGCCUACAAAGACGGUUCUCUUCGCAUCGUGCGAAAUGGAAUUGGGAUAAAUGAACAGGCAUCAGUAGAACUACAAGGAAUCAAAGGGAUGUGGUCAUUGCGAUCAGCUACUGAAGACCCAUAUGACACCUUCUUGGUUGUAAGCUUUAUUAGUGAGACACGUAUCUUGGCAAUGAACCUUGAGGAUGAAUUGGAGGAAACUGAUAUUGAAGGUUUUUCUUCACAAGUCCAGACUUUGUUUUGCCAUGAUGCUAUGUACGAUCAACUUGUACAGGUUACUUCAAACUCAGUUAGAUUGGUCAGUUCGACUUCUAGAGAGCUCCGAAAUGAAUGGUUAGCUCCGGCAGGGUAUUCAGUCAAUGUUGCCACAGCUAAUGCCACCCAGGUUUUACUGGCUACUGGGGGUGGCCAUUUGGUUUAUUUGGAAAUUGGUGAUGGAUUGUUGACUGAAAUAAAACAUGCUCAGUUGGAGUAUGACGUCUCAUGCCUGGACAUAAAUCCUAUUGAUAUAAGUGUUCGGAUAUUUUCGCUUCCUGACUUAAAUAUUAUCACGACGGAACAUUUGGGAGGGGAGAUCAUUCCGCGUUCCCUGCUUCUAUGUUCUUUUGACGGGAUAUCGUACUUGUUAUGUGCACUUGGAGAUGGACAUCUAUUGAAUUUUGUGUUGAACACAAGUACUUGUGAGCUGACGAAUAGGAAGAAGGUGUCUCUUGGGACCCAACCUAUUACGCUUCGUACUUUUUCAUCGAAGAAUGCAACGCAUGUUUUUGCUGCUUCUGAUAGGCCCACAGUUAUCUACAGCAGUAACAAGAAAUUACUUUACAGUAAUGUAAAUCUAAAAGAUGUCAGUCACAUGUGCCCCUUCAACUCUGCUGCUUUUCCAGAAAGCCUUGCAAUUGCUAAAGAAGGUGAGCUAACAAUUGGCACCAUUGAUGAUAUUCAAAAGCUUCACAUACGCUCUAUUCCACUUGGGGAGCAUGCUCGCCGCAUAUGCCAUCAGGAGAAAACCCGGACCUUUGCUAUAUGUAGCUUAAAGUAUAAUCAACCAAGUGCAGAAGAUCAUGAAAUGCACUUUAUCCGCCUGUUGGAUGACCAAACUUUUGACUUCAUAUCAACUUAUCCACUUGACCAAUUUGAAUGGGGUUGCUCGAUUCUUAGUUGCUCCUUCUCUGAUGAUAGUAACGUUUACUACUGCGUCGGGACUGCAUAUGUAAUGCCAGAAGAGAAUGAACCAACCAAGGGCCGAAUUUUGGUUUUUGUAGUAGAAGAUGGAAAACUUCAGCUCAUUGCAGAAAAGGAAACUAAGGGGGCUGUUUAUUCUCUUAAUGCCUUUAAUGGGAAACUACUUGCUGCGAUUAAUCAAAAGAUUCAGUUGUACAAGUGGAUGCUUCGCGAUGAUGGCUCUCGUGAGUUGCAAUCUGAAUGUGGACAUCAUGGACACAUACUCGCUCUUUAUGUGCAAACUCGAGGAGAUUUUAUUGUUGUGGGUGAUCUGAUGAAAUCCAUUUCUCUUCUAAUUUACAAGCAUGAGGAGGGUGCUAUUGAGGAGCGAGCUCGUGACUACAAUUCGAAUUGGAUGACAGCCGUCGAGAUUCUGGACGACGACAUUUACCUUGGUGCUGAGAAUAAUUUCAACCUCUUCACAGUCCGUAAAAAUAGCGAAGGGGCUACUGACGAGGAACGAGGACGUCUCGAGGUGGUUGGCGAAUACCACCUUGGCGAAUUCGUCAAUCGAUUCCGACAUGGUUCUCUUGUCAUGAGAUUGCCAGAUUCCGAUGUUGGCCAGAUCCCAACAGUCAUUUUCGGCACCGUCAAUGGUGUUAUUGGGGUCAUUGCUUCUCUUCCUUAUGAGCAAUAUAUCUUCUUGGAGAAGCUGCAAACUAUUCUUAGGAAAGUGAUUAAGGGUGUGGGAGGACUUAGUCAUGAACAGUGGAGGUCUUUUUACAACGAGAAGAAAACGGUAGACGCUAAAAACUUCUUGGAUGGAGAUUUAAUAGAGUCGUUCCUUGAUCUUGGCCGGAAUAGGACGGAAGAAAUCUCAAAGGCUAUGGGCGUUCCAGUGGAGGAAUUAAUGAAGAGGGUAGAGGAGUUGACUAGGUUACAUUAA